Molecule: messenger RNA, 1526 nt
Organism: Chara braunii
Lineage: Eukaryota; Viridiplantae; Streptophyta; Charophyceae; Charales; Characeae
Source: the annotation of a GenBank genome assembly
GUCUAAGUGGUGAGGAGUGGGACUCUUGUCGUGCACCUGACACCACGAUGGAUGACUAUCCGAUGUAUGGGUUGCUUGUUGGGUUCUCCCUCUGGGGGACCCUCUGGCGUCUCCUCUUCCCUCUGGGGUUCUGGCACACCUUUACGUGUAGAGUAGAUACCCGGGGUGGUGCCUCCACUAAGCCGUACACGAAGGAGGAGGAGGAGAAGAUGACCGUCGUCCUGAGGGAAAGAAAGGAGAAGAAAGAGGCCAAGACGAAGGCCCUACAGGAGGGGCAGGCGGCCAAGCUGAAGAAGAUAGAGGAAGAGAUGGCCAGAGAGAAGGAGAGAAGAAAGAAAGAAGAAGAGGAGAAGUUGAAAGAGGUGGAAGAGGAAGAGGAGGAAGAUGAAACGCCACUGCAAAGGAAGAGGGGGCAGUACAGUGGCAGCAAAGAUGAUGAGAUGGAAAAACGGAUUUCAGAAUGGGUCGCCAACCUAUCCCUGGGUGAAGAAGAAAAGGUGGCGAUGUAUAUCCCCAAGGAUGAUCAGGAAGCCGCUAUGAGAGCCUGGGACGCAGAGGAAGAUGUCAUAAAACGCCAGGCGAUGGAAGAUGAGAAGAGGAUGGAGUGGAAACUGGCAGUGAUGAGGGAGAAGAAGAGGAGAGUGGACGCGACAACAGAUGCGGCCGAAGAAUUGAAGGAGAGGAUGCCCGYCUGGGCCAAGAUGAAGAAGGAGAAUAAAGGGCAGCUUAUAUUGGUAGAUACGGAGAUUUUUAGAGGUAGAGUUGGCGCCUUAGUGGAUAGUGGAGCCACUCGUAGUUACAUUAGUAGGAAGACGCUGCAAAAGUUAAAGCUGCAGUUAAAAGUCUUGGAGAAGCUGAGGGAAGCCAACUUCAAGAUCAAUGCAAAGAAGUGCGAUUGGGCGAAGACCCAAGUCCCAUAUCUAGGCCACGUCUUAGACGGAGACGGCGUUAAGCCAGAGGAUUGUAAGAUAGCAGCUAUUAGAGACUGGCCCACACCGCAUACGUUGACAGAGUUGCGGUCGUUCUUAGGCCUAGCAAACUACUAUAGGAAGUUCGUGAGGAACUUCUCCACCAUCGYUGCGCCYCUYCGCAGAUUGCYCAGGAAGGAGACCAUCUGGAAGUGGGAUAAGGACUGCACGUCUGCUAUGAAGAAGUUGAAACAGGCGUUGAUAGAAUAUCCAGUCCUUAAGGUAGCCGAUCCGUCCUUGCCUUUUGUCGUCACUACGGACGCUAGUCAGUACGGCAUAGAUGCGGUUUUGCAGCAAGACGAUGGCCAUAGCUAUAGACCCGUAGAGUUCAUGUCCGCCAGAAUGCCUUCAGAGAAGGUCGUGACAUCUACCUAUGAGAGGGAACUCUACGCUCUCAGGCAAGCGGUAGAACACUGGAAGCAUUACCUGCUUGGGAGGCACUUCAAAGUCUACUCAGACCAUGAGACGUUGAGAUGGUUAAAGACGCUUCCAGUAUGACACCUAAGUAGGUGGGCCGCAGAAAUAGAUCAGUAUGACUUUGAGCUCAAGCCAGUCAAG